AGAAGAGAAGUUUGCAUCUGAUCCGAGGGAAAAGAGCACGCAGCAAUCAUGAUGCGCAACUGCAUCGUCUUCGCCCUGUUCGUGGCGAUGGCGGCUGCUGGCCAGUCCUACCCGGGCUUCUACAGCAAGACCGCCGACAUGGAGUUCCUGCACAAGCAGAAGAAGAUCUUCGACCUGCUGAUGUACGUCGACCAGAACGUGCUCACCGACACCGAGUACUUCGAGUUCGGCCGCAACUUCGACAUCGCCGCCAACGUGGACUACUUCACCAACAAGGAGGCAGUCCACGACUUCCUGGUCUACUUCAAGAGCGGCUUCCUCGCCAAGGACGCCCUCUUCACCUACUACAAGCAGGAGCACCGCGAGGAGAUGAUGCUGCUCUACCGGCUGUUCUACUUCGCCAAGGACUUCACGACCUUCUACAAGACCGCCUGCUGGGCCCGCAUCCACAUCAACCCGGGCAUGUUCACCGCGGCCUUCACCACCGCCGUCAUCUACCGCGAGGACACCAAGCACAUCCGGCUGCCGGCCAUCUACGAGAUCUACCCCAACCUCUUCUUCGACGCCAAGGUCAUCCGCGACGCGCACCGCCUGAAGAUGACCCGCGGCUACGGCUACCACGGCUACGGCCACCCCAUGCCCUUCGCCAAGGGCAGCUUCGAGAACGUCGAGACCUUCUACGUCUACUCCAACUUCACGGACGUCUGCAUCAACCCGACCAACGCCCUCGAGUACAAGCUCAACUACUUCACCGAGGACGUCGGCCUCAACGCCUUCUACUACUACUUCCGCAUGAGCUUCCCCUUCUGGAUGGACAGCAAGGACUACGAGGUGCCCAAGAGCUUCCGCGGUGACUUCUACUACUUCAUGCACAAGCAGAUCAUGUCGCGCUACUACCUCGAGCGCUUCUCCAACGACCUCGGCGAGAUCGAGGACUUCAGCUGGGACUCGAUGAGCCUGCCCGGCUUCUACUCGGACAUCAGCUUCUUCAACGGCGUCUCCAUGCCCCGCCGUGACUGGUGGAACGUCGUGCCGUUCUACAAGUACAAGUACGUCGAGUACGUCAAGCAGCUCGAGACCCGCAUCCUCGAGGCCAUCGACUCCGGCUACUUCUACGACACCAUGGGCAAGCAGAUCAGCUUCUACACGCCCGAGGGCCUCAACUACCUCGGCAACAUCAUCGAGGGCAACUGCGACUCCUUCAACAUCAAGUACUACGGCGCCUACGACCUGCUCGCCCGCGACAUCCUCGGCAUGAACUUCGACUGCAAGUGCAAGGACUACUACGUGCCCAGCGCGCUCCAGCUCUUCUCCACCAGCAUGCGCGACCCGGCCUUCUACCGACUCUACGACAGAAUCCUCUUCUUCUUCCACAAGUACAAGUCCCACCUGACCCGCUACACCAAGAGCGAGCUCGAGUUCCCCGGAGUGAGGUUCGAGGGCGUCGAGGUCGACAAGCUCUUCACCUACUUCGACAAGAAGGAGUACUUCAUCAACAACGCCGUCGCCGUCGACAGCUUCAAGGAGGGCAAGUCCUUCAGCAUCAAGGCCUGGCAGUACAACCUCAACUACAAGCCCUUCACCUACAAGUUCGCCGUCAACAGCGACAAGGACACCAAGGCCGUGAUGCGCGUCUUCCUGGGACCCGCCGUCGAGGGAGACAAGUACGACGACUACUCCUACCUUCUCCACUACUACCAGUACUUCUUCAUGCUCGACGAGUUCGAGGUCAACCUGAAAUCCGGAAUGAACAGCUUCGACCGCCUCAGCACCGACUCGUUCUUCUUCAAGGGAGAAUACAUGACCGGUGACCAGUUCUACAAGAAGGUCCUCAACGCCAUCGAGGGUCACGCGCCCUUCCAAUACGACAACCGCAUGUUCGGCUUCCCCAACCACAUGAUGCUGCCCAAGGGUAAGGUCGACGGUAUGAGGUUUAAGCUCUUCUUCUACCUUGGCCCGUACCAAGAAGUCAAGAGCUUCGAGCUCCCGAUCUUCGGCAACUUCAAGUACUACGGCAAGUCCUUCGGCUUCCCACUGGACCGUCCCAUGUUCCCCUGGUUCUUCAAACUCGACAACUGCUACUUCAAGGAUAUCUUCAUCUACCACAUGAAGGACUACGACGUCAAGUUCAGCCACCAGUACUAGGCCGACUUUUGUCGAGACGAACGCUGAGACUCCGGUCCCUAUGCGCGAUCGGGCUAUGUACAGCGAUAUAGUUUCACAAGAGGGAGCGAGUCUGACGAAACCAUAAGACUUACUACUUUUUUAUAUUUCUCUAAUACGAUAGGUGAUCAUCGAGAGAUCCAUUCAGGAUGCCUCGUUGAUUGCAAAUAGAUUAUAAUAAAUGAAUUAUUCAAAAU
This is a messenger RNA of Nasonia vitripennis (jewel wasp), 2360 nucleotides long. It is a transcript of the gene Hex83, whose product is annotated as hexamerin 83. Bases 49 to 2145 code for a protein of 698 amino acids. The transcript has 3 exons. Lineage: Eukaryota; Metazoa; Arthropoda; Insecta; Hymenoptera; Pteromalidae. The record is from RefSeq and is marked validated.